GCCCGAGAGAGAGAAGGACGUGAUCGGCGCGUUCCCGCUCUCACUCGCGUGCGUCGUGCAACGUGCCUGCUCCGAGUUCUCUCGUGACACAUUAGUUUCUGGCCUUUCGGUUCGAAUCGGUGACGCAACUCGUUCGGUGGCCACGAUGCCGAUGGAGAAAGCGGCGGCUCUCAAAGCGGCGGUCUUGGUGCUCCUUCUCGCCGGAGGAACCCAUGGGAUCCGGUGUUAUCUGUGCGGGACCCCGGACUCCCCGGCGUGCGAGCGGGGUGCGUACAACAAGAUCACGUGCUCCCCGGGCAUCCGCAACUGCAUGGUCCUCUUCGCCAACAGCAUCAAAGAUCGACUGCUGGUCCGCGGCUGCGGCCUGGUGAACCGAGACGUGGCGGACAACCAAUGCCUGGACGUGAACGACUCCUCGACCGGGAGCUUCGGAUUCGGCUGCUUCUGCAACAGCGACUAUUGCAACUCGGCGGUGACCGUGUCCGCGGCGGGGCGGAUGUUCGCGGUGGUCCUCUCCCUCGCGGCUCUCUUCGUCUCGCGGAAACUCGUCUGAGAAGAUUCCAUCGCCUGCCUCUGGCUCUGUGAUAUGACCCCAGGGUUGUUCUCUGCCUCCGCAAUCACGAGUAACUUCGCACGAACAACGUAACGUCCGAAUUUUGAGUAAACGAUAUGCUAAGAGAGGAAAAAAGAUUUCACGUAGGUACUUUUCGGUCACGCCGUAGCGUCGAAAUCGAACGACCGUGUCUCGUUUCGAGUGUAGACCUAGUCCUUGUUUCGCGUCGCGUCGUUCGGGACUUUCAGACCAAAUCGGCAUUAGCGUUGAAUCGACACGAUUCAUUUUUCAAAUUUCAUGUUUUUUUUUUACGCCCGAAUGUAUGCUUCUCUGCAAAAAUUUUCAGUUUCGAAAGGUUCAAAAUUCCUAGCGAAGUCCUGAAAAACUUUUUUUUGUUCGUCGUUUCUUUUUUUUUGUUGUAUAAUUUUUUUUUCCAUCCCAAUCGCCAGAAUAAUCCCUUUUGAAGAACGUCGUCCCAUUUCGACACCAUCUCAUAUAUCCCCAUUGCAACACCUUGUUUUGUGUCGAAACGGGAGCAAAAGCGAGCCUCGAAUGGAAUUCCUCGUCCCGAUUGUCCUCCUCCUUCAAUAGGUCUAUAGAGAUUUUUUUUCCAUUUUGUCGUUUUGUGUGGAGCAUGCGAGUAAUAAAUAACUGGAUGACGUCACGUUGCGACAUCUCAUCACGUGAUCCCCGGAACUUUGGAAGGAAAUUAUUCAGAAUGGAUUCUUCACGGG
Molecule: messenger RNA, 1287 nt
Organism: Darwinula stevensoni
Lineage: Eukaryota; Metazoa; Arthropoda; Ostracoda; Podocopida; Darwinulidae
Source: the annotation of a GenBank genome assembly